CCGAGUCAGUGCAGUAGAAAAUUUCCUGUUUGUCGUUGUGUGAUUUUUCGAGGACACUGGACUGCCAAGAUGAGCAAACAGUUGAUUUUAAGAAUUCAGUCACCAGAACAUGGAACAAAGCGUCUUCAAGUCACAACAUCGGAGAAAAUCAUUGAUUUUGUAGAAAAGGUUUGCAAAGAGUUUGGAGUAUCCAGAGCAGACUGGAGUGUGUAUAAAGGCAGAGACAAAACAGAAGAAUUGAAAGGUUCACGAUCCAGAAGUCUUGUUUCAUAUAAUCUCAAACAUGGGGAUAUGCUUUACCUGUUUCCUACCUGUGGGGCAAGAGUUGAAGGUGAUCAUACCCCGUUUCCUGAGGUCUCCAGCUCCCCAGUGCCUGCUGCUAAUGUCCCUGAUGACAGCAGGCCAGUAUUAGGUAGUGAUGUUGUGGAAGAUGAGGUGGAUCAGCUGCUGGAAAAAAUGGAUGGGAAGAUAUACAGAUCAAAAAAUGAACAGUUAUGUCAUCAUGGUAGCUCAGGGAAGUGUCUUCAUUGUGUUCCGCUAGAGCCAUAUGAUGAGCAGUAUCUAAAACAAGCAGAUCCACCUAUAAAGUUUUUAUCUUUCCAUUCAAAUAUAAGAAGAAUGAAAUCUGGAGUUGACAAAGGAAAAUUUGCAACUUUGGAAAAUUUAAGUUGUAAAAUCAAGCCUGGCUGUAAAGAGCACCCACCCUGGCCUGGUGGUAUCUGUACAAAGUGUCAGCCCAGUGCAGUCACUCUGAGCAGACAGAAAUUCCGGCAUGUUGACUACAUUAUGUUUGAGAACCAUGCCCUGGUAGACAAUUUUUUCAACUAUUGGCGCAGCAGUGGCAACCAAAGAAUUGGCUUUCUGUAUGGGAAAUAUGAACACCAUAAAGACAUUCCUCUAGGAAUUAGAGCUACAGUUUCAGCCAUCUAUGAACCACCACAAGUAAGUGGAAGAGACAGUGUAGAGCUGUUACCAGAUGAGAAAGAGGAACUAGUCAGUAAUAUAGCUGCUCAGCUUGGCUUGCAAAAAGUGGGGUGGAUUUUUACAGAUUUAAUAGCCAAGGACUUGAAGACUGGAACAGUAAAGCAUUACAGAGGAACUGUGGAUACCCAUUUCUUAAGUGCAGAAGAAUGCAUCAUGGCUGCAGAGUUUCAGAAUAAACACCCCAACCCUUGUAAGCUUUCUCCAGAUGGGCAUUUUGGAUCAAAAUUUGUCACUGUUGUAGUAACAGGAGAUGCUUCAGGACAGAUUCAUUUUGAAGGGUACCAGGUGUCAGAUCAAUGCAUGGCCUUGGUGAGAGAUGACUGUUUUAUUCCCACUAAAGAUGCCCCAGAACUGGGAUUUAUCAAGGAAUCGUCAAACAAGCAGUAUGUGCCAGAUGUGUUUUACAAGGAUAAAGAUGAAUACGGCAAUGAAGUGAUGCAGCUUGCCCGUCCUCUUCCAGUAGAGUACCUUCUCAUAGACAUGGCAGCAGCCUUUCCUGUGGAGCAGCAGUAUACUUUCUUUUACAGAGAUGGCAUCAAGCCUUUCCCCAUAGAGAACAGAGCAGAAGUGGGGGAGAUCCAGGAUUUUAAUGCCCUGACCAGCUACAUGCACCAGUUUACAAGGGAAGAUUUUCUCAAUGCUAUGUCAGAUUUCCAUUUGUUAAUUUUCCUGGCUACUUGUGAUAUGCUACCUCUGAAGGACCACAUGAAUAGCUUAUUAGAAGCAGUGAGAAACAAAGAUGAGACAUUAGCACACCACCUAUCCAAAACAGAAGAGUGGGGAACUGUAGAACAGCUGAUGGAAGCAAAUGUCCCAUCUCCAACCCCACUGCCAAGGGAGGGAUCUUUUGUUGGACCAAAUGCUGAACCCCUCCCACCAAUACGUGGAUGGCCCUGUGCACAUUGCACAUUUUUCAACCAGCCAGGCAGGGGAGAGUGUGAAAUGUGCACACUACCAAGAAGUUGAAAUUGUCCCUACGCUAAGUGAUGCCAGACAUUUCGUUACUUCACCUUUUCUCUGGUGGAUGUAAAACUUCGAAGUCAUUUUCAAAUGCUUAAUAUGUAUUUGGGAUGUUUCUGAGAAAACCAUGUUGUAAUAAAAUACAUCUAUCAAUGGAAGGGAUUAUAUUGCCUUUCUGAACCCAGUUUUUAUGCACACUGGAUAGCAUAAUAUCCUAUGGAUACCACUAUCCAUUGGAUAAUUUUUUAUCCUCUGGACAGUUAUACUGCAGAUAACACCCAUUUAUAACCACUGGAUAGUAUCAUCAAAAACAGGAAAAAAGUAUACAAUUAUUGUGAAACAUCACUUUAUUUACAGGAUAACUGUCCAUAGGAUAAUUAUUUCCAAUGGAUUCUUUCCAGUGCUGAUGAAACUGGACCCUGGACGCUACCUAUCUCCUGAGAUUAAAAUCAGUUUUUUUUUUCUUUCAACUUCUUUGGCAUUUAUGCAUCUGCCAAUUUUGUUUUAACUUCAAUUUUGAAAAAAAAGUUUGGUUUGCUUCAAGUUGGUAAGAUGUUUACUGUUAUUUAUUAAGAAAGCAGAGAUAAUCUGCAUGUAUUAAUGCUUUGAUCUGCAAUAAAAGAGAUGGAUAUUG
This is a messenger RNA of Lingula anatina, 2578 nucleotides long. RefSeq names its product nuclear protein localization protein 4 homolog. Lineage: Eukaryota; Metazoa; Brachiopoda; Lingulata; Lingulida; Lingulidae. Gene Ontology annotation, cellular component: nucleus. The record is from RefSeq and is a predicted model, not a curated record. Gene Ontology annotation, molecular function: ubiquitin protein ligase binding; ubiquitin binding. Gene Ontology annotation, biological process: ubiquitin-dependent protein catabolic process.